AUAGUUGGCAGCACUUUCGGCACGAGUAUUUGAUUUUCGCAGACUUGUUAAACACUUGUAUGUACAAAAUAAUGGAUUUGUAUUUGCUUGCUGAACAUCAUGUGGAAUAGAAAAAACAUAUUCAAAAUUCAAAAUUUGUAUUGGGUCGAAACGAUCUUCACAGACUGCCUAAAAAUAAAUGUUUAAGGAAACAAAAUGCGGCACUUGCAUAUGUGUUUCCUUUGUAUAAUGGCCUUAACAACACUUUUCUAUAUAUUUUUUGAACGUCCUCAUUUUGAUUAUAUAGAAUCAUUAGGCAAUGGACCUAAUGAAAUAAAUGACGGGAAAAGAAUCUUUCAUAUUGUUGUUGUUGCUUGUGGCCAGCGUACGGAGGAGACUCUGAUUAUGAUAAAGUCAGCUAUUCUUUUUAAUGAUUAUCAAGAAUGUCUGAAGUUCUUAAUAUUCACCGAAGAUCCUUUAACGGAGACUUUGCGGGAAAAACUAACGGACUGGCGCGAUCUUAUGCCGAAUAUAUUUGAUUUUGAGCUAUUACCAUUAAAAUUUCCAACACAAAGUAAAAUGGAAUGGAAAACCCUUUUUAAACCAUGUGCCGCCCAACGCCUAUUUUUGCCGUCCCUUUUGACGGAUGUCGACUCUUUGUUAUACGUUGAUACAGAUAUCUUAUUCUUAUCUCCAGUUUCCGAAAUAUGGAAAUUUUUUGGAAAAUUUAAUGAGAGUCAAAUGGCUGCCCUUGCUCCCGAGCACGAAAAUGAAAAUAUCGGGUGGUACAACCGGUUUGCGCGUCAUCCAUUUUAUGGAAAACUUGGAGUAAACUCUGGAGUUAUGCUGAUGAACCUCACACGUAUGCGAAAAUUCAAAUGGGAACAACAUGUACUGCCUAUAUAUAACGAGUACAAGCUACGUAUUACCUGGGGCGACCAAGAUAUUAUAAAUAUCCUCUUUUAUUAUCAUCCUGACAAGCUACAUAUAAUGCCCUGCGAAUACAACUAUCGCCCAGAUCACUGUAUGUACAUGAGUAUAUGUAAUACUUCCCACACGGGAAUAAAGUUAAUACAUGGAAAUAGAGGAUAUUUUCAUUCGAAUAAGCAACCACUAUUCAAAGCAAUUUAUAGUGCUAUUGAAAACUAUCAAUUAGGUACUAACGCCUACACAAAUUUUUUAUUACCACUUCGCUCAGCAUUAACUGAUCGAACUAUCAAUGAAUCAACAUGCGGAAAAAUUGCGUCAGAUUCUCUUCUGGUAGCCAACCUGCUAUUUGGCAAUACAUUCUAAGGAUUUUUCACUAGUUAUUUAAUAUAAUACGUUAAGCAUUUAGAUAUGAGCUUGCCUUAGUAUGCCUAAUAUGAAUCCGACAACCGACUAUAUUUAAGUUCAUUUAAAGCUAACUUGCCUGCAGUGAAUCUUUUAGGUUAAGGGUUUUGUAUUGUAUGCUAGUAAACGUAACGUAACGUAAAAAACAAUACUAAAUAUUACCUCAAACAUGCCGAAUUGCAUACCAGAUAAUGUUUUGCAUGAAGUCCUUCGUCAUUUUUUCAUUUAAAAAAAUGUGCGACCGAGAGUAAUAUGGGAAGUUUACGGCAAGUAUGCGCUGUCUAAACAACCUUGUUGGCGGUGGUUUGGUCGCUUUAAAAGUGGUGAUUUUAAGCUCAGUGACAAGGAACGACCGAUUUAACACAAAAGGUGUGGGACGAAGAGUUGGAAUCAUUGCCCUAGGUGGACCGAUACCAAACGCUUCGAGUGGAUAAGUCGACAGUCAUUAAACGCCUUAAAACAAUGGGAUUGAUUGAAAAACAACAAAUUCUUAAAUUUUA
This is a messenger RNA of Drosophila innubila, 1811 nucleotides long. RefSeq names its product glucoside xylosyltransferase 2 (gene shams). Bases 196 to 1272 code for a protein of 358 amino acids. The record is from RefSeq and is a predicted model, not a curated record. NCBI's taxonomy places the organism in Eukaryota, Metazoa, Arthropoda, Insecta, Diptera, Drosophilidae. The transcript is spliced from 4 exons. Gene Ontology annotation, biological process: protein O-linked glycosylation via N-acetylgalactosamine. Gene Ontology annotation, molecular function: UDP-xylosyltransferase activity.